UCUCUCUCUCUAUAUCUAAGACAAGCGACUCAUCAUCAAACCAUCUCUCUAAAAAGUCACUUUCGUUGCCCAACUGUGCAUUCCUCCGAAUUAACUGAUCCACCACCUAACACAUCGCUCCAUUAUUUCUCUCCCUCUCUCUUGCAUUCGUGCCACAAUCUACUUCGCCCUUCUUCAACGUAACCAUAAAGCCAAAAGCAAAGUCCAAGUUAUUCAAGAGACCCUCUCCCUCUCUCUCUCGAAACCUCCCCAUUUGAUCGUGCACUGCCGUCGCGGACGCGGAAAAGGCAUGGCGUACUCGAGCCUCCGGCGGCUCCUCGUCGUCCUAGUUCUCUUUCUCGCCAUUGCCCUUUCGGAUGGCGAUAGCACAGACCCAGGGAAGACGGAGCCGGACAAGAAGACGGCGACUUUCCAUGCGACGAAGAGUGGGAUCAAGUGCUCAACGUGCACCUGCUCGGACCCGUGCGGCCAGCAGCUGAGCCUGCCGCCACCUCCUCCUCCUCCCCCUCCACCGCCGCCACCGAAGACCACGUAUUGUUCUCCGCUGCCGCCUCCGCCGCCGAGGUUCAUCUACGUGACGGGCUUGCCGGGGAACUUGUACUCAUCCGACACCAACGACGACUGGCACUACUUUUACGCAGGUGCUUCUCGGAAUCAUGUCGUGGGUUACAACAGCGGGUUGGUGCUUUUGAUUGGAUUUGGCAUUUGGGGUGUCGUGGUAGCAACAUGGUGGUUGUGAUGUUAGUACAGAUGUGAGACUGAUUCAGAGAAACAAGAAGAAGGUAAAUAAUGGCGUUGGCUGAGGAGGGUAGGUACAUAUAGGUGGGUGCUUCAUUCAUUUAUGGUUUAUUUUGAUCCCAUGUUAAUGUUGGUACUCUGACAUUGUUCUCUGGAUCUUGUCUCUGUGAUAUUUAGAGUUCCUUCUUCUUUCGGACACUGAAA
Messenger RNA from Syzygium oleosum, 942 nucleotides. RefSeq lists its product as uncharacterized. Bases 290 to 739 code for a protein of 149 amino acids. The transcript has a single exon. NCBI's taxonomy places the organism in Eukaryota, Viridiplantae, Streptophyta, Magnoliopsida, Myrtales, Myrtaceae. The record is from RefSeq and is a predicted model, not a curated record.